This is a messenger RNA of Verticillium nonalfalfae, 1029 nucleotides long. RefSeq lists its product as uncharacterized. Lineage: Eukaryota; Fungi; Ascomycota; Sordariomycetes; Glomerellales; Plectosphaerellaceae. Bases 1 to 1029 code for a protein of 342 amino acids. The transcript has a single exon. The record is from RefSeq and is a predicted model, not a curated record.
AUGCCUCCGCAACUGCUACCGGCCUCGGCCGCCGCCUUCGCACCCCGGGCCUCCUCCGUCAACGUCGUGUUGGGCGCCAAAGUCGAGCCCUGGCUGACACAGACCCUGAAGCGCAUCAACAGGAUAAAGCGUCCCCUUAACAGCGUCCCGCAACACCAGCGAUGUCUGACCGAGACCCUGUCCAACACCAACGCCAUCUGGACCCUGUCUUCCCUGAUGCUGCCCAAGGCCCCCGAGUCGCAACUGCGCAAGGACGACAACCCUCUUGUGGAGGCCCUCUUCAACUAUGAACUCGUCCACAUCGAGGCUUACAUCGUUCACGUCGACAUGGUUUUGCGCAACGAGGUCGCUUACAAGCUGACGACGGACACGAUUGACGCCCUUGUCGAGUACCACAAGGAGAUUCACUGCGUCGACGCCAAGGCCAACGUCCACGACUGGUCCGAGAAGGAGCAGCAGUGCAAGAAGCUGCACGACGACUUUGUCCAGGCCAUCAACAAGUUUGUCUUUCGCACGCACGUGUCAGCCCUCGAGGGCCUCGAAGAGGAGGGUGCCGGCGAGCUCCUCAACGGAAAGAGCGACGAGGUCAAGACUAGCAUCAUGGGUCUCAUGAAGCCCAUGCUGCCGCCGCCGCCCAAGGUCGUCGACGUCUUCAGGCAACCUCCACUCCUGCCCAGCUCGCCCGCCCACCUCAGCAUGUGGUCGCAGCCCACCCAGCAGCCCGCCAUGCCUGCCCCCGUCGACAUGUGGCGGGUGCUGCCGUCGAGCCCGAGCGUCACGUCGACAUCCCAGGAGUCUGCGUCGCCCAUCUGGGCCAACAUGGGAAUGUCCGAGGUGCAACUGCCAUCGCCGACCCCGGCCUACAGCCAGCCCUACUCGUCUGCCGGUCUCUUCUACAGCUCAUCAGUCGUGACGGCGCCCAUCCCUGCCCUGCCGCUGCCCAGCAUGUUCGCGCCACAGUGCGGCGUCGGCAUGGGCUACGGCGGCUUCGGCUGGGACAGGUACCAGGAGUAUGCGACCAUGACCUGA